Hirsutella rhossiliensis is the source of this 1692-nucleotide messenger RNA. Its product is annotated as isocitrate lyase family domain-containing protein. Gene Ontology annotation, molecular function: isocitrate lyase activity; methylisocitrate lyase activity. The coding region runs from base 1 to 1692 and encodes 563 amino acids. NCBI's taxonomy places the organism in Eukaryota, Fungi, Ascomycota, Sordariomycetes, Hypocreales, Ophiocordycipitaceae. The transcript is spliced from 2 exons. Gene Ontology annotation, cellular component: mitochondrial matrix. The record is from RefSeq and is a predicted model, not a curated record.
AUGGCCGCGCCUAACAACCCCUUCUACCACGCCACCCCGCCCGCCGACUCCUUCCAGCUGCUGCCCGAGUCGCAAAAGGCCGGCGAGGCAGAGGACGCCCUGUACGAGGCUCAGAUCAAGGAGGUCGAGGCUUGGUGGUCGUCGCCCCGGUUCGCCGGCAUCAAGCGGCCCUACAGCGCGGCCGAUGUCGUCUCCAAGCGCGGCACCCAGAACAUCUCGUAUCCGAGCUCAGUCAUGGCCACCAAGCUCUUCAACCUGAUCCGCGAGCGCCAGUCCAGGGGCGAGCCCAUCCACACCCUCGGCGCCAUCGACCCCGUCCAAAUGACACAGCAGGCCCCCCAUCAGGAAGUCCUCUACAUCUCCGGCUGGGCAUGCUCCUCGCUCCUCACCUCCACCAACGAGGUCUCGCCCGACUUUGGCGACUACCCCUAUAACACGGUCCCCAACCAGGUCCAGCGCCUGGCCAAGGCACAGUCGAUGCACGACCGCAAGCAGUGGGACGCGCGCCGCAAGCUCUCGGCCGACGAGCGUGCAAAGACACCCUACGUCGACUAUCUGCGUCCCAUCGUUGCCGACGGCGACACGGGCCACGGCGGCCUCUCGGCCGUGCUCAAGCUGGCCAAGCUGUUUGCGGAGAACGGCGCGGCGGCCGUCCACUUCGAGGACCAACUGCACGGCGGCAAAAAGUGCGGCCACCUCGCGGGCAAGGUGCUGGUGCCGACGGGCGAGCACAUCAACCGCCUCAACGCCGCGCGCUUCCAGUGGGACGUCAUGGGCUGCGAGAACCUCGUCAUUGCCCGCACCGACUCCGAGUCGGGCAAGCUGCUAUCCUCGGCCAUUGACGUGCGCGACCACGAAUUCAUCCUCGGCGUCGCUGAUCCGGCUAUCGAGCCCCUUGCCGAGGCCAUGCAGGCCAUGGAGGCCCGCGGUGCGUCGGGCGCCGACAUUGACGCCUUUGAGGCCAAGUGGGUUGCCGGCACCCGGCUCAUCACCUUUGACGAGGCCGCCGAGGCGCACAUGCGCAGCCAGGGCGUCGGCCAGGACAAAGUCGAAGAGUACCGCGCCGCCACGGCCGCCGACCGCGACAUGGGCAUCACGCGGCGCCGCGCGCUGGCCGCCCACUACGCCGGGUCGCCAGUCUACUUCAAUUGGGACGUGCCGCGCACGCGCGAGGGUUACUACCACUUCCGCGCGGGCAUGGCGGCCGCCACCAAGCGCGCGCUCGCCUUUGCGCCCUACGCUGACCUGCUCUGGGUCGAGACGGGCGACCCAUCGGUCGAUGUGGCCACACGCCUGGGCCGCGCCGUGCGCGACGCUCACCCGGCCAAGGGCCUCGUGUACAACCUGUCACCGUCGUUCAACUGGAUGGCACACGGCUUCACGCCCGAGACGCUGCGCAGCUUCGUCUGGGACAUUGCGCGCGAGGGCUUCGUGCUGCAGCUCGUCUCGCUCGCGGGGCUGCACUCGACGGCCGCCGCGUCGACGGAGCUGGCGCGCGCGUUCCGUGCCGACGGCAUGAAGGCCUACGUCGACCUGGUGCAGCGCCGCGAGAAGGACCUCGGCUGCGAAGUGCUGACGCACCAGAAGUGGAGCGGCGCGAGCUACAUUGACGGCAUACUCGGGGCCAUUCAGAGCGGCAGCUCGAGUAGUAAGAGCAUGGGCAAGGGCAACACCGAGGGCCAGUUUGACUAG